GCUAUUCCUGUGUGCGAACGGGCUGAGUAAUUGAGAGCCUCACUUUCCCUGGGCGUCUUCUCUUAAAGGCGCAGGCGGAGCCGCGGGCUAGCAAGCGAGAAUAAAACGUUGUAAUCUGCUGUUUUUGAUUGAGAGGGGAGCGAUAGGCAACAUAUUAGAGAAAUGUUUUAAAACGCCAUUUUGCAAUCUUAUUUUCCUUGGGAGUUCCCCCCUUUUGUAACGCUCCAAGAAGUGGUCCGGUUUUCUCCAUUGGAGAGAUCGUGACAAACCGCCGUUCGCUGUUCCUCCCUCCUGUCCCCCGGGCAGCGAGGAGCAUUCCUUCCAACUCUCCCGCGGACACGGGGCGGGGAAGGAGAAACUUUUGAAAGCUCUCAAUGGCCGCCAGGCUUUUGCGAGCGGUUGUCUUGGGACCCCCGGGCUCCGGCAAAGGAACGGUGUGCGAGAGGAUCGCCAAGAGCUUUGGCCUCCAGCAUCUUUCCAGCGGGCAGUUCUUAAGGGAGAAUAUCAAGGCGAACACUGAUAUUGGUGCGUUGGCAAGGCAAUAUCUAGAGAGGGGGCUUUUGGUGCCGGAUCAUGUAUUUACACGUGUCAUGAUGACAGAACUGGACAAAAUGCAGGCCCAGCCUUGGUUACUUGAUGGUUUUCCUAGGACCCUGGGUCAAGCUGAAGCACUUGACAGAAUAUGUGAACUAGAUCUAGUGAUAAGCUUGAACAUCCCCUUUGAGACGCUAAAAGACCGCUUAAGCGCUCGUUGGAUUCACCCAGCUAGUGGACGAGUAUAUAAUAUGGAAUUUAACCCACCUCAUGUGCACGGGAUAGAUGAUACUACUGGCGAGCCUUUAAUCCAGCGGGAAGAUGAUAAACCUGAGGCUGUUGCUGUCAGGCUAAGGAAAUACAAAGAUGCUGCAAAGCCUGUAAUGGAAUUGUACAAAAACAGAGGGAUCCUACAUUCAUUCUCCGGGACAGAGACCAACAAAAUCUGGCCUUAUGUAUAUUCUCUGGUGUCCAGCAAGAUUCCUCCAAUUCAGGCAGAAGAAGUAAAUUAACCAUCUCAUAACGUGGAACAACAGGGAACAUAGUUGACCAUUUAUUUUUAAGAAGUUUGUGCUGUGCUGUAUCUGUGCUCUGCUCUCUCCCUUCUUUUUCUUUAGGAAAAUGGCUGUUCUUCCUGGAGAAAUGACUGUGGAAGCAUAGCUAUAACUUUUUCCUCAAGAUAUGAUGUAUAUGGAAUCAGUACCCAGGCUAUUCAGUAUUGGUACAUCACUCCAUAUUAUCAUAGUUGGUUAUGCAGAGGCAGAUAUAUCUUAAGCAAGUAUAUAGAACCUGUUAGUUCAUUCCAGCUACCAGCAGUGGUUCUGCAUAUUAAAUUUGUCAUUCUGUGAAUGUUUGGAAACGGUUUUCUUUGAUCUGACACUCUGUGGCAAUUUAAAAUAACCAACCCCACUACUUUAAAUAUAGUUAUAAUGCAAUGAGCACUAUGGAAAAUAUAUGAAUUAUACAGGUUGAAUAAGUGUGUUUGAAUAUUAAUAAAUGGGGAAUUCAAAUCAUGGUGAGUUUAAAUAUGUUGGUUCUCAAAGACAACCACCACUAAAAAAGUAUCUGUUAAAAAAAUGCUGCUGUAGAAAGAGAACUAAUUUUCAACAUGAUAGUGUGACUUCAGGUUAUCCUGUAGGCCGGGGAUAGUUGUGGCCUAUUUUGGAUCUAAGAUAAGUUACACUACUUGAGAUUUUGGUUCUUUGUUGAUAGCUUUAAUAUUUUGCAAUGGAGUCUGAUUGGAUAUAAUUUGUCACUAAAGGCCAGUUUGGUUUCUAAUUUUUGGAAAUAGAAGUUGUUGCAACUGUCUUGGGGUAUUUUUUUAUGUGGGUAAAUGAAACAUAUGAACCAGAUAUUGAGGAUAUAAUUAGCAAAUACAUUCUGGUGAGAGCAGAAGGUUGGAUAAAUAUGAUUGUGGAUUCUGUGGUAGAUUAUAGCCAUGAUCUUCUAAUUUACAUGCUGGUCCAUGAUGCGGUGAGUCAGUUUUGCUCACUGAAGUAUUGCGUGUGUUGGACCAAAAGCCUUAAUUUAGUUGGUAAUUUGAUGUGUUACCACCUUGUGGAAUGUAUCUUAUUUUAUUGCCUCAUUAAUUAGGCCCUUUCUGUCCUCUUUGACUAGGGGUUAUUAUAUGGCACAGUUUCCCCUGAAUUAAAGAGAUUACAUCAUCAGUCUUCUUCCAUAUAGGAACUGGGUAUGGAAAGAAAAGAGGCCAUUUGAAUCUGAUCCUACAGUUCCAGCGUACAUUCCAUUUUCCUUUCUUCACACAUUUUCUUUUGUAUUUAUCCAGAUCAGGUUGACACAGAGGCUAAACAAGAACUUCUGUGUAUAAAAACAAAACCAUCUAUUGCACAUGUAUUCCUUGAGAGUUGAUUCAGUUUAUUCUUAAAGUGUUAUUUUUGAGGUUACAUUCUGUUAAGCAUGCAGUUAAUUUGGGCAUAUUGGCCAGAUUCUUGCUAGAUCAGUAUAGGUCAACUCCAAAACCAUUUCUGUUUUCUGAGCCACAAGAAUAAUUGUAUGUUUCAUAAGAUUUGAGGGAAUUUUCUGUGCAGAAUGUGCCAGUCAUGUAGGUAUGAACCAUGCCUAUUGACUUUGGUGUUCUCCUAUGCAAAUGGAGAUCAACCUAGAAUAAGCACAACUUGCUCUAGUAUUGAGAAUUGCAGGGGAAGAUUGGUAGAAAUGGGUAAGCUGUCUUCCAGGAUGCUCCUCUCUGGGCUGGUGUAGAUGAUAUUUUCUUAAAUUCUAAGUUCUGAUGUGAUGUCUUGAAUGAGUUGAUCACUGCAGCAUUAAAUGACAGUUGAUCACUGCAAUAUCAGUCUCCACUGUGUGGUAUAAAAGAUUUCUUUAAAACGUUUCCCUGGAGCUUCAGAGGUUUUGUGACUUUUAAGUCACUGCAACAUUCCUAAAGGAUGUUGUAGUAGUUGAUUCUUUCAAAUGAGAGCUAUAGAACAUUGAUGGCUACAUAGUCUACAUUUUCUAAGAUAGUUUGUAAUCAGAACUCUAUGCUACAAGAUAGUGCUAAUAUUCAGAAUGCUGUUGACUGAAAAUAGGCACUUGAAAUCAUUGUGGAAUGGUUGAAGUUGAUUCCUGAAAUGGUAAGCUACCAAACAGAAUGCUGAAUGAACAUGGUUACAUGAAAAUGGGAAUCUCUUUAUGAUGGUAUCAUCUAGGCCACCCCCUUACCUGGAACCCACGAUAAGCUUCCAAAGAAUCCUGGAUUUCCUAGAAUGCAAGUUGAAAGCACCAAUUCUAGGGUAACAAACCCAAGUCAAGCAGAUUUCAGAUGUACAAAGGAACUUCUCCCCUCCUACAUAUGAAUUCCUUCCCGUGUAAUUUCCCUUCCAAUUCUUCCCAUAUUGAUUUUCCUCUAGUAACAUUCUGUAAUAAAUAAAUGUUUGUAGUUUGUUAAAAAUGCAAAACUAGUUUAAUUUUUAAAUGGUGAAGCAAAGAGUAGCUCAUGCUUUUUAAAAAAAGGUUGUGAAAUCUAUUUUAAAUGUUCUCUAUUUUCUGAUAGGCAGAGUUAGUAUUGAUACCUUUCCUGAACUGGAAAUUAAUAUUGCAGCUGUGAUUUUGGGUUUUUAAUAUUUAGGUAGAGCUGUGACUUGUCUGUCUCAAUCUAAGUGGCCUCAUGUUGCCUUAUUUUAUACAUUGGAGAAGGGGAGGGAGAAUAUUUUUUGGGGGGGUCAUGAAUUUUAUGGAAUAGAUGUUUUUUUCUUUGAAACCAUGCUGCUUUGAUGACACAAUUAUUCUGAUUAAUCUUUUUAAAAUUACCAGUGUCAUUGUUCAAAAGAAUUUUACUACCCUAUUGCUGCACAAAAAAGUUACAAGGUGACUUACAGCACAUUCCUGAGGGCGGGGGCUGAAGACGCUGACUAGGAGUUAUGCCAGUGUAUCCCACAUGUAUGCUGGCAUAACCCCCCUACGGCAGCAUAGUGGCACAGUGCGGCUCCGCCCAAGGCCGCCAGCGGUGUUGGGCCAUAGCGGUUGGACACAGGCAUAACUCGGUUGUAAGCCCUUGCAUAGGAGUAAUGGGAUGCGAGUUAGUUGGAUCCCUAAACCGUUUCAGGCACAAGAAUGCCACCAGCAGUAGCAGAAAGUUAUGCCACAAAAAAAUGAUGGCAUAGCCCAUAGGUGCCCAUUGUGUAGGAAAAGUCAAUCAGGUCCUGUGCCCAGCCCUGCCGAAGCAGCCCAGUGGAGCGUGGGAUACCAACUACUACAGAGGUCAAUCCACUCAAUGCCUCCAUGAUGGCUGAGCCUCCUCCCCUGCUCCCAGUCAGCUCCUUGGGCACCCUACAUAACCUCCAGCCAGGGCGCCAUGACCUCAGGUAAGUGGGGAGGCAGCUGGAGGCUCUUCCCAAGAGCCCACUGCCAUGGGAACUUAGAAUGAGAGGGGAGAGAGGAUGCUCAUGGUGGUGAGGCCAAGAGUGCACAGGGAGAACUUGGCAAAAUUUGGGGUGCACCUCGCAGUCACAGUUAGGAAGGGAGCCACAUUCAGACUUCUCCUGCUAUCUCCGGGGGGACUUUUGAGUCACAGCGAGUGGCCCUUCCAUCUUGGUGCAGGGAUGCUGGCCAGCAGCUAUAGGGGGUCCCAGAGUGGCUGUGGCAGCUGCCAGAGUAGGGUUCUUGUAAGCACCUUCCUGAGCAGAGCAUGACCUGAGAGCAGUUCUCAGAAGGAUGCCCUGCUCAGCUGCAUAGAAAGAUUCUUUGCAGUGGCAGAUGGUCAGGCAGAGAGUAGACCACCCCUCACCCACAUGUGUGGGGCUGGGCAGGGAAGGCCAGCCUUGUCCAGCAAGCCAUGCAACUCUGGUGCAGAAUGGUAUCUCAGGACUGCAGGUGCUAUGGCUGGGGUACAGCCCCCCGCACAGUGAGAGACAAGCUACCUGGGCUACAUGGGACUGCUAGGUGACCCGGCAGAGCCUGGGGGCUGCAAGCUCAUGACCUGCUUGGACAGUUGUGGGGGGCCCCACUCCAGAACCAGGGCCUCCCUAAAUGGACAGCUUUCCUCCACCUGUGCACCUCCAUGCAUGUGCCGUGACCAUGGGGGCAUGUGGUCCCUAGCUGCCUGCUCUCUGCUGGGGGGGGGGAGAAGGAGGUAUCAGUGGACUGCUGAAUUAUGGUCCCUGCAUUGGGUGCGCCUUUGCUUGCUGCCUACCUAUCAUGGAAGCAGUGCAGCCACUGGGAUGCCAGUGGAGUUGUCAGGGGAAAAGUGGAGCAUGUGCUCCUGGCUGUGGCCUUGCUAGGCUCAGCUGCUAGCAUAAUUCUCCCGCAAAAGUCCUUAGGGAGCUAACGAGAGGCGCCACAGGUAUCUGGGUACUGGUGGUACAGCAAGUCUCAGGAUUGCCCUGUUUGCCUGGCUAAGUUGUUAAUAGAAGGAAAAAAUAAGGCCAUGUCAAUUGCAGAGAUUGAAAAAGCAGGCAAAAAAGCCGAUUAUGCAAGUCAGAAAAAAUACUUGUUUAUUCUAAUUAAAAUUCCCUGAGUGUUUUGCAAGGAAGUCUUUUUAAGGGCAAUCUCAUUUGUCUUUCAGUAUUUCGCUAUUGUGCUUGCAUUCUUAUUGUAAGAUUAUCAAAAAAAAAAAAGAGAGAGAGAGAUUCCCCUGAAGGAAGCCUUCUUGGCAAACCAUGCAGGGAAUUUUAAUCAGAAUAAAUGAUCAUUCAUUGCCCAUCUUCUGUGCAGUCCCACAUCGGACUGCACAUGUGCAGGCCUGCCGAUUGGUGAGAUUUUUAAAGCUUAAAGUCUGCUAGGGGGUGCAUGCCUCUUCUGUGCACGUGUGGCUUUUCCCACCGAACAUACCAUUGGGAGACAGCGCCCCUUCACCCUCAGUUCCUUCUUCACCACCAAUUGAGAAGGUUCUUGCUUUUUCCACUUGUAUCUAAGAGAGAGAAGAGAAGGAAGAAAACUGAGAAAGCUUGUAAUAUGGCAGAAAAGGUGUUAUUUAAGAGAUGCACCACAUGUGCUACUAAGAUGAUGGAAAUGAACGGGCAUUCCAUUUGUCUAGAGUGUCUGGGAGAAGGGCAUAAUGUUCAGGCCUGUGAACAUUGCAGCAAGUUUACCCCCAAGGCCAGGGCUGAAAGGGCCACCAGGCUAAAAGCUCUUUUGUGAGAGAGAGUGAUGAAAACCAUACACUCGUCCCAUAGAAAGUUCUUACACUUUGUCUGCAAUGGUAAAAUAUUCCAGUACCAGGUUUUACCUUUUGGUCUUUCCACAGCCUUCAGAUCUUUACAAAGUGCUUGGUCAUAGUGGUAGUAUAUUUGAGAAAACGGAUGUUCUGUCUAUCCAUAGCUUGACGAUUGGCUGAUACCCGCCUCAUUGAGUGAACUACGGCAGAGGCACGUAGGAAUGAUGAUUGACACCUGUAUCUGAUUAGGUCUUAGUAAACUUGAAGAAAUCAGUACACGUACCUUCUCAAAGAGCUCAAUUUAUUAGAGCAAUUUUGGAUAGCAUUAAGAAUAGAGACUUUUGACCUCAGGAGGUGGAUAGAAUUAAAAGACUGGUGGGACAGCUUAACCGUUGUAGAUUUCAAUCGGCUUUGACUAUACAAACCCUACUGGGGCUUAUGGCAGCCACCAUGUCAGUCACACCAUUGGCAAGGUUACACAUGUAUAAACUAUAACUGGUUCUUUUAUGUUCAUGACUUAAGAGUCACAAGAAUAGAACAGAAAGUAUUCAUAUCUAGAUCAGUGAUUAGGUCCUUGGAGUGGUGGUGAUGACAGAAAUCUAUUAGAAGGGAUAGAAUUUGGCUUUGCACAAAUAAAUGUUAUGUCCACUGAUGCCUCCACAUUAGGUUGGGGGGCCCGUUGUGGUUCACUCAGCACACACAGGACAUGGCUGAGGCAUGAGAGAAUGUUACACAUUAAUGUCCUGGAACUAAGAACCAUUCGUUAGCCCUUAUCACAUUCGCAGAUACCAUAAAACAGAAGAGAGCCCAGGUGUUGACAGACAACUGUAAGGCUAUGUUCUAUUUGAACAAACUGGGGGCACCACUUCCAGAAUAUUGUGCAAAGAAGCGAUCCCCAUCUGGGAGUGGGUGGUGGAAAAAGGCGCUUUCAUACAAGCUGUACACAUACCAGGCACUACAAAUGUAGUAGCAGACAAAUUGAGCAGACUCAAUACAGAAAAUCACAAAUGGUCCCCUUACAACUACUUACCUAGAACGGGUUUUCAGACAGUGGGGUUUUCCCAAUAUAGACCUGUUUGCAAAGGAGGGAAACCAGAAAGCUCUGAGAUUUUCUUGGGAAUAGGUCACAACUCAUUAGGAGAUGCCUUCCAACUAACUUGGAAGGGACAUCUUUUUUUAUGCCUUUCAUCCCAUCCCUUUGAUUGCCAGAUCAGUCAGCAAGAUUCAGGACAGACCAUACAUAAUCUUGAUAACUCCUUACUGUCCCAGACAGCCCUGGUUCCAACAUGUGAUGCACCUAUCCAAGGGCUCACUGUAUCGGUUUGGGUCAGAACCAGAUCUGCUGACCAACAGAAGGGUAUGGUAUCAAGACCUAUUCAGACUGAAACUAACAGCACGGCACAUAACAGAACAGGGAACCUGCCUGUGAGAGUGACAGACUUUGUGUUUAAUGCUAGAAGGGAAAACACUAGGAAAUCCUAUGCAUUCAAAUGGGAACGUUUUAAUAUGUGAGCCAAACAUAAAGGAUUAGACUUCUUUGACUGCCAGUUGUCAGACCUAUUAGAAUUUCUACCGUCACUUAAAGAUGGUCUUUCCAAUUAAUCUAUUAAGGUAUACCUCACUGUCAUCUCAACCUUCCAUCGUAGAAUUGAGGGGGAAACUGUGUUUUCUUACAACGUAUCUAAAUCAUUCCUUAGAGGACUACAGAACUUAUUCCCACCUGUUAAAGAAAUUGUACCUCAGUGGUCACUGCAAUUAGUACUAGCCAAAUUGAUACGACCACCCUUUGAACCUCUAGCUAGCUGUGAUUUGAAGUUUUUGUCUCUUAAAAGUUUCAUUUCUAGUCCAGCGGAUGGAUGAGUGAAUUGGCUGCUCUGUGAUGUGAUUCUCCUUAAGGUAUAGCAAGGGAAGGUCAUAAUUGAAAUCUGAUCUCAAAUUUAGACCCAAAGUUGCAAGCCAAUUCCAUUUGUCCCAAGAUGCCAUACUUCCAGUGUUUUUCCUACACUCUACGAAUUCAGAGAAGGCCUUACAUUUGCUAGACGUCCGCAGAGCUAUAUAGUUCUAUCUGCAUCAUACAUCAGCGUUUAGAAAGGACAAACAACUGUUUUUCUUUUAUGCUGAUCCUAGGAAAGGGAAAAGGACUACAGCACAAUCAAUAGUGAGUUGUGCGAUACUAACAAUUAAGACUUGUUACGCAACAGUCAACUAUGUCCUUUAGAGGUGAAGGCACAUUCCACAAGGUCCCAGGCUUCCGCUGCCUUCAUGAGAGCGGUCCCUCUACAGGACAUCUGCAACGCAGCUACAUGGUCUUCAUUGGAUACAUUUGUGAAGCACUAUGCACCUGGAUGUGAUGUGAUGGAGAGAAAAGAAUCAGCAGUUGGACAGGCUGUACUCCAUUCAGUCUUUCAAUGAAGAAUACACCCACCAGGGUAAGAAGCUUAUGAAUCUCCUGUGUGGGACUGCACAGAAGAUGGACAAUGAAAAUAGAGAUGCAUUUUCCAUAACUGUUGUUCAUUGCUGUCUUCUGUGCAGGCACACACACCCUUCCUCCUGCCCUGCUGUGCUUUUUCAAUACUUUGGAGAGUCAGUGGCUCAGGAGAAACGGGGUGAAGGGGCACCAACUCCUGGUGGUAUGUUCAGCGGGAAAAGCUACAUACGCACACCAGAGAGACGUGUGUCUCCUAGUGGACUUUAAGCUUUAAAAACCUCACUGAUUGGCAGGCCUGCACAUGCACAGUCCUACAUGUGCCUGCAGAGAAGAUGUCAAUGAACAACAGUUACAAUAAGUGCAACUGUUUUUUCUCUACUUGCACCAUUAGCUUUUUUGCCUACUUUUAAAAAGUUAAUAGGCCACAACUCCUAGCACAGCUAUAUAAUUUGUAUAUAAGAUGGCUAAGUCCUUAUGCAGUUUGCCUAAACCUUGUGUAUAUGUAGUUGCGCAUUAGUAAGUCCCUGUCCUGUUUAUGCCUUGAUCCUGUGGAGCUGUAGGCCCUGAUCUAGAAUUCAGCAGGGCUCUUGUUCUUGGGUGGAGUAUUCCCAGCACUGAAUAAAUGGAACGCCCUGCUUGUACAGCCCUUCAUGUUUGCAUCGCAGGACACCAGAUCCAUUAGAUAUGAGUGUGUCAGAAUUAUUUGUUGUUAGAUUUUCUCCCAAGGAGCUCAGGGCAGCAUGCACGGUCCUUCCAACAAUGCUGUGAGAGAGGUUAAACUGAGGGAUUGUGAUUGGCCUAACAAAGUAUCUAACGUGGUGAUUUAAGCCUAGCCUUCAGCUCUAACCAGUGUAUAUAACUGACUCCUACUUGUAAACACUUAGCUAAAAGGCAUCUUGUUAAUAUUUCUACUGUUGAACACAACUUUGCUGCUAUUCUGUACUAUAUAUUUUCAUAUUUCACGUUUGCAUUUGAUUCUGAUGCACAUAGCUGUAUUAUUCUUUUUUAGCCUGCUUUUUAACCUUAUGGCUAUGAGAUAGAAUACAAAUUAAAUUAUAAAAAAUUAAUGCAAACUCUAAAAAGAGUUUAAAAUGUUAUAUUUGAUACUAAUACCUGCCUUCUGAUAUGGAACUUAACUGUAUGUGAUGGUUGCCAAAUUGUAAGCUAUUCAGUGUGCCUCUCAGCUGUAUUAUUACUGAAUCUUUUCUUGAUUUAAGCUUUCUAGUUUGAGAAGGCCUCCAGUAUUCAGUAUAUAGGUUGACAGAACCCUAUCUGCAGCAGAUCUGAGAGCCAAGCUACAAGUGACGCCUGACACAGGUUGGACACUUGUCAGUUUCCCUCAAGUUUUGGUGGGAAAUGUAGGCAUCCUGGUUUUACAGCUUGGCUCUCCAUUAC
Messenger RNA from Eublepharis macularius, 9968 nucleotides. It is a transcript of the gene AK4, whose product is annotated as adenylate kinase 4. Lineage: Eukaryota; Metazoa; Chordata; Lepidosauria; Squamata; Eublepharidae. The transcript has 7 exons. The record is from RefSeq and is a predicted model, not a curated record. Gene Ontology annotation, molecular function: AMP kinase activity; ATP binding; nucleoside diphosphate kinase activity. Bases 375 to 1046 code for a protein of 223 amino acids. Gene Ontology annotation, biological process: nucleobase-containing compound metabolic process. Gene Ontology annotation, cellular component: cytoplasm; mitochondrion.